GUUAAGUUUCUACUUGAAUUUUCCUAUAAUAUAUAACAAUUAUACGGUUAUUAUUCAUGCUUUUUACCAUAGACUUAAGUUUGUGAUUUUGGCCAAUUAGUUUCACAGGCUUAUCAUUAGAUGGUGUUGGCAAGCCGCUUCAAAUGACGGUGUCAUGAUAGGGAUACAUCAGCCGGAUAGUUAGUACGAUUUCAGCCAUACGUCAAAAUGGCUGAGUUAAUUGCGGUGCCGUUGAAGAAACCGUUCGAUGUCGAUGUUAUUAAACCAUUAACGAACGUUAUUAAAUCAACGUACAGCAGUGCGAGUAACCAAAAAGAUUAUACGGAAGCAAUUACCGAUUUCAGUAAAUUAAGGAACAACGCGUUAUGGCGAGCUUUCGAGAAGUCCGAUAGCUCCUUAGAGAUUAUAUACAGUUACUAUGAUCAACUGUGUGCAUUGGAGGGCAAGAUACCUGCCCAUGAAUUACAGAUUCCAUUCAAAUGGAAAGAUGCAUUUGACCGUACGAUGUUUGGAGGAAAACUUAGUUUAACUAUUAGUACAUUGGCUUAUGAAAAAGUAUGUGUUCUAUUCAAUAUUGCUGCUCUGCUAAGUUCAGUAGCAGCAACACAAUCGCUUCAUGAUAUGAAAUCAGCUGCAAAAUUAUUUCAACAAUCUGCAGGUAUCUUUAAUUAUCUUAAAGGAAAUGUUAUGAUGGAAAUUCAGCAAGAACCUACACCUGACAUCAGUCCAGAAACAUUAGGUGCAUUAUCUAUACUAAUGCUUGCUCAAGCUCAGGAAAUAUUUGUACAUAAAGCUAUCGAAGAUUCCAUGAAACAUGGAAUUGUAGCUAAAUUAGCUGCUCAAGCUGAAGAACUUUAUGCGGAUGCAUUAAUGUUGUUCCAGAAAGAGAUUUUCAGGUCUUUUUGGGAUAAGGAAUGGGUUCCUUUGAUAGCAGGGAAGCAAGCCGGUUACUUAGCAAUGUCUGAAUUUUAUCAAUCUUUAGUAUGUAAAAAUAAUAAAGCUAUUGGAGAAGAAAUUGCUAGACUAGAGCAUGCUGUGGAAUUGUUCAAAGCAGCGCAACAACGUUCGAACAAACGUAACUUAUUUGAAGAAUAUUUCAAUAAGGCCCAAAGGAAUCUUACAGAAGCAAAAAAAGAUAAUGACUUUAUUUAUCAUGAAAGGAUACCAGAUGUAAAAUCUUUGGAGCCCGUAGGUAAAGCCAACAUUGUAAAGUUGUUGCCCAUGCCUGAGACUUUCAGUACAAACUUCAAAGAUCUUUUCGCUGAUUUGUUGCCUGUAAGUGUUCACCAAGCAUUGUCAUCCUAUGAUGUUCGUCGCAAUGAAUUAGUUAAUGCAGAAAUUUCUAAACUACGUGAAAUGACGCAAGUGCUAAAUAGUAUUCUGGCAAGUUUGAACUUACCUGCCGCUAUCGAAGAUACGAGUGGUGCCGAAUUACCUCAAUCUGUGUUGGAGAAAGCUCAAUUUGUGAAGGAAGCAGGUGGAAUUACUGCUUUAGAAAGUGCUAUGACUGAACUACCAGAUCUUUUACAAAGAAACAAAGAAAUCUUAGACGAGUCUGAAAGAAUGCUUCAAGAAGAACGGCAAUCUGAUGAUCAGUUGAAAGAACAAUUCAAGGAACGUUGGACCAGAAUACCUAGCUCUCGUCUGACAGAGCAGUUCACUAUUACUUUACGGAAGUACCGUGAAAUUAUUAACAGGGCUGUAACGGCUGAUAAGGCUGUACGUGAAAAAUAUGAAACUCACAAAGAAGGUAUGGAAAUUUUGAGUUUAGAUGACAGUGCCCUGAUCAAUGCGGUACCAACUGGAUCAGGUGUUCAGGAAAGCAGCACAGUGUCACAACUUAGACAACUUAUGGAAAAUGUGGAAACAUUAAAAGCAGAACGUGAUGUCAUAGAAAGUGAAUUGAAGUCUGCCACUACCGAUAUGAAAGCAACGUUUUUGUCAGCACUUUCUAAAGAUGGUGCUAUCGAUGAACCAAACUUAUCUGUAGAAAGCAUAGGAAAAACUUACGGACCUUUACAAAAGCAAGUCAGGGACAGUGUUGCACGGCAAGAACAGUUGAUCGCUGAUAUUCAAAGGUGUCAUGCAGCGUUUACUAACGAGCAAUCUGGCAGUGGUAGUUCAAGAGAGGCAAUGCUAUGCAAAUUAGCAGCUGCUUAUGAUUCAUUUAAAGAAUUAAAAGGCAAUUUAAAUGAAGGUGCUAAGUUUUAUAAUGACUUAACACAGUUACUGGUAGUGUUCCAAAACAAAAUAUCAGAUUUUUGUUUUGCUCGAAAAACGGAGAAGGAGGAACUACUGAAAGAUUUGACGACAAAUUUGAGUCAUGCUGGUCCAACUACAACUCCCACCAUUCCAGCUCAUCAUGGUGGAACAUCUGGACAGAAUCAGCCUCCUGCGCCUGAACAAACUACCGCACCAUCGCAGUUGCCGUACCCUACACAGUUUCAAGGAGCAAUGCCCAUACCGUACGGAGCUGGUCCUGCUACACCGUAUCCUGCAUAUAUUGCUCCUCCCAUGCCUACAGCGUAUAAUCCAUAUGCGACAAUGCCUUAUCCUACCCAAGCUCCAGGAAAUUAUAAUCCGUACCAAGGUAUGCCUCAAGUUCCUUAUGGUGGGUAUGCAACUUUGCCACGUUACGGAGGGAACCAAAAUCCUCCCGGUCACAAUCCAUUUUGAAAUACGAAUUGUGUGUUGCAUGUACUAUGAUUGUAACUAUAGACAUGCAAACGUGCAGAAUCAGCAAAGCUUAUGUGUAAUAACGUCGCAGAAAUUAAAGCGAAAUAUAUUUUAAUGGCAUUUCGUUCUGUCCAGCAUCAAACAAUGAAUAAACAACGUUUAAGAUCGGUUUAGAGGACAGACACUUCUUGAUUGUUAUUAAAUUUCAUGCAGUUAAAUUUUGAUAUAAUAUUUAUCGAUACGUGAUAUAAGUUAAGCGUUACGUUUAGAUAAAGUCAAUCUUAUUUUAUCUUAUUGUAUAAUUUUAUUCAAGUCGAAUUGAUUAUCUUACUUAUAUCUUGAUUAAAUUGAUGAUUAUCAAUACUAUACACGUUAUGGUUAUAUUCAUGCAAUAUACUUUUUAAUGGUUCGAAAGUAUUUCACAAAGAAAGUGAUAAAUACAAAACAUAUACAAAACUUCUGCAAUUUAUAGAUAUAUUUUGUAACAUAACGUACAGUCUCCGUCAUUGUAACACUAUACAACCGUAAUUGCUAGGUAAUCAUUGCCUUCAUUUUGUAUUUAGUUAAACAAUUUUAUAUUACUGAUCUUUUGCUAUAUCGCACUGUUCGUAACUGCGCUUUCGUUUCGAAAUGUAUAUU
This is a messenger RNA of Nomia melanderi (Alkali bee), 3315 nucleotides long. It is a transcript of the gene ALiX, whose product is annotated as programmed cell death 6-interacting protein-like protein AliX. Gene Ontology annotation, molecular function: protein binding. Gene Ontology annotation, cellular component: endosome. The record is from RefSeq and is a predicted model, not a curated record. Lineage: Eukaryota; Metazoa; Arthropoda; Insecta; Hymenoptera; Halictidae. Gene Ontology annotation, biological process: mitotic cytokinesis.